Anopheles aquasalis is the source of this 1881-nucleotide messenger RNA. RefSeq names its product homeobox protein vnd-like. Gene Ontology annotation, cellular component: nucleus. Gene Ontology annotation, biological process: regulation of transcription by RNA polymerase II; cell differentiation. NCBI's taxonomy places the organism in Eukaryota, Metazoa, Arthropoda, Insecta, Diptera, Culicidae. Gene Ontology annotation, molecular function: DNA-binding transcription factor activity, RNA polymerase II-specific; RNA polymerase II cis-regulatory region sequence-specific DNA binding. The record is from RefSeq and is a predicted model, not a curated record.
AUGGCGAGUCCAGCGACGGCCCCGGUCCUCACCUGGUCACCGUUGCUCUUUCCACCCUGGAAUACGGCACUGCUGCCGGCCGCGUUCUAUCCCGUCGCGGCACUGCGAUCACUGCCAGGAUUUCUCGACAGCAUGAAGCAACUGCCGCAAUCCCAGCGCACCACCAACACCGGUGCCGGCUUUCGUAUCUGCAAUCUGCUCGAGCUGGACAACGAAAAGAAGCAACAGCAGCAACAGCACACGAAAAAGCGAAAAAACUCGGACUCACUGGACGAUCGAUCGGCCAUCCACCGGCUGAGAGAUGAAGAAGCGGGCGUCGCGGACGAUGAAGGUGAAGACGAGGAUGACGAAACCGGAUCGCGAACACACGCAUCAAACGGACCGAUCCGUCGGCGGAAUGGUUCCAUGAUUCUACCACCGGAGGACACGAACAGCAAUCCCGAUGCCGAAACCAUGCACCAUGGUGGCGGUGGAAUGGCAAGUGGACCGAACAGUGAUGACGAUAGCAGCAGUAGCCGGGUUCAGCAGCGGACACCUCGUAGUGGAGAUGCGCGGGAUGAUCGGACGAGUCCCCGGGGUGGAGACAGUGGAGAUGAGACGACGAGUGGUAGCAAACCGACGUCUGGAUUGUUGGGAGCGUCGGGAUUAAGACCUUCCAUGACAUUGGCCGAAGAUUUGCACGCCCGGUUCGGUUAUCCGUUGCAUCCGACGACGACAAACCCCCAUCACGCUGGCCAUCCGCCUGCACAUCAUCCACACUUUCCACCGCAUCCGGCACACCCGCAUCUGCAGCAGCACGUCGUCGCUCACUUGACGGGGCCACCGGCGGCACAUCAUCCUCACCAUUACCAUCACGCACUGUUUGGGCUCCCUGGCGUACGAUCCUGGCCGUACGAUGGAUGCAAUACCCUUAAUGCAUGCCAUCAGCAACAGGCCCAGCGGUUGUUCGCGCAGCAGGUUAGCCCAGCAGACAGCACGUCGCCGGUGCACUCGGAACGCUCAUACCUUGGCAGCAACGGUGGUGGAGGAGGGGGAGGAGGCCUCUCCGGAGGCCAUUCGACCACGACCGGAACCACCGGAACCGUCGCAAGAGAAGGAGGUUCCAUCGAUGGAACACCUGGAUCUCACCUGGUGGCGGGUCGUGCCGGUUCAGCGAUGCGCACACCGAGCCCUUCCUCCGACUCGGACCGGGAGCAUCAUCAUCAUCAUCAUCUGCACCAUCAUCUGCACCAUCUGCACCAUCAUCACGGUGGUGGCGGUGGUGGUGGUGAUGCGCACACGGAAAACUCGGACGAUGUGGACAUCGAGGAGGGCUGUGAUGAUGAUCUGAUCGACAUGAUCGAUGAUGGGGACGAGGGGGAACGGGGUCAUCAUGGUCCCGGUGGCGGUGGUACGUCGAUGAGUGGCCACAAGAAGCGAAAGCGACGUGUUCUCUUCUCGAAAGCACAAACCUACGAGCUGGAGCGACGGUUCCGGCAGCAACGUUACCUGUCGGCCCCCGAGCGGGAACACUUGGCGUCGUUGAUCCGAUUGACCCCAACCCAGGUGAAAAUCUGGUUCCAGAACCACCGGUACAAGACGAAACGGGCUGCGCACGAGAAGGGUGUCAUGGAUCACGGUGGUCAUGGUGGCAGUGGUGGUGGCGGUAGUAUGGGAGGUUCCGGGGGACUUCCUUCGCCGAGGCGCGUUGCGGUACCGGUGCUAGUGCGUGACGGAAAGCCCUGCCUUGGUGGUGGUGGUGGUGGUGGAAAGCCCGGGGCACAUGAUCUCUUGUCGGGUGUUCCUGCGGCUGCUGCCGCACAUUUGCAGCUACCACCCGGAUUCCAGCAUGCCAGUUUGUUGCAUCAUGCGGCCGCAGCUGCUGGGCGAUGGUGGUCGUAG